CCGAAUAAAGAACGCAACGAAACAAUUAUUACUAUUUCUUCGUCGAUUGAUCAGCAUCUGGGAACUGGAGUUAGCAAGGAGGGGUGGUCCCCGGUGCAAUAAUGAUUUGUUUUGGUCUUUCCGUUUUUUUUUUCUCCUCUGGUAUUACGUUACAUUCCCCGAACCCACCUUGUUUUACACUGAUUAACGUACCCACGAACGAGAACGCGCAUAUGGUGAUCUUGGCGAGGAGAAGAAGGAACGAGUUAUUGGAGGCGCGUCAUUUGCGAUGGAAAUACCAAAUAAAUAUUUUUAUACGAGGGUCAAUAAUGAUGGAACGAUUACAGACGAAGGACCUGAAUUUUCUACGUUAUCGAGCAUAUUCGAUGGCGACGUCGGCUGCCUUGCGGGGUUUGGAGGCAUCUUGGCCGUUGUAUAAGAUCUUGUUGUACUAGAAGAAGAAUGGCAUCUCUGCACUUGGAACUUGAAUUAUGCGAUGGUGUUAUUUUCAGAUGUGAAUACAAAAUGAUUCUUGCCCCA
Hypoxylon trugodes is the source of this 519-nucleotide messenger RNA. RefSeq lists its product as uncharacterized. The record is from RefSeq and is a predicted model, not a curated record. NCBI's taxonomy places the organism in Eukaryota, Fungi, Ascomycota, Sordariomycetes, Xylariales, Hypoxylaceae. Bases 102 to 434 code for a protein of 110 amino acids. The transcript has a single exon.